AGGAGGUUUGUUUCCGGCCCCUGCUGGGCCCGGGCCGGGCUCUCGGUGCGCUCUCUACCGGACGCCUGUGCGAGUUGCUGGCGCUGCGGCCGCGAGGGGAGAGCGUUAAUCCGGAGCAAUGAACGGGACGGCGAACCCACUGCUGGACCGCGAGGAGCACUGUCUGCGCCUCGGAGAGAGCUUCGAGAAGCGGCCGCGGGCCUCCUUCCACACCAUUCGCUAUGACUUUAAGCCCGCAUCUAUAGAUACUUCCUGUGAAGGAGAGCUUCAGGUCGGCAAAGGAGAUGAAGUCACAAUUACACUGCCGCAUAUCCCAGGGUCCACGCCACCAAUGACUGUGUUCAAGGGGAACAAGCGGCCUUAUCAGAAAGACUGCGUGCUGAUUAUUAACCACGACACUGGUGAAUAUGUGCUGGAAAAACUUAGUAGUAGCAUUCAGGUCAAGAAAACAAGAGCCGAGGGAAGCAGUAAGAUCCAGGCCCGAAUGGAGCAGCAGCCUCCUCGCCCCCCACAGCCGUCACAGCCCCCUCCCCCUCCCCCUCCCAUGCCAUUCAGAGCGCCAACAAAGCCUCCAGUUGGACCCAAAACUUCUCCCUUGAAGGACAACCCCUCGCCUGAGCCUCAACUGGAUGACAUCAAAAGAGAGCUCAGGGCCGAGGUUGACAUGAUCGAGCAGAUGAGCAGCAGCAGCGGGAGCAGCUCCUCAGACUCCGAGAGCUCCUCGGGGAGCGAUGACGACAGCUCCAGCAGCGGGGGCGAGGACAACGGCCCGGCCUCCCCGCCGCAGCCGGCACACCAGCAGCCCUACAGCAGCAGGCCUGCCGUUGCCAACGGAACCAGCCGGCCCCAAGGAAGCAAUCAGCUCAUGAACACCCUCCGAAAUGACUUGCAGUUGAGUGAGUCGGGCAGCGACAGUGAUGAUUAGCACUCGGCCUCUUGAAACCUGCUUCCUGUGCAGAUGCUAGGAGACCAGGCUGCUUUGGCGUGGAGUCCAUUGCCACGAGGAAAGUGUUGUGGAGUGAUGCCUGUGAGGAGGCGUUUGCAGCUUUGGAACUCUUCGAUAUUCAAGUCUUUUAGUGGUGAUGGAUGGUUUUCUUAUGUAAUUUUUGAAUAAUCUAUUGCACAGUUUAAGAAUAUCUGUAGAAGAGAUAACAAGAGUUAUAUUUCUAUUUGGUUAACACUUUUAAUGAAAACACAAAUGUGCCCUGGGCUAGGUUACUCAAAGACCUUGUUUUCACCAGGUCAGCGAUUUGGUUUUAAUUCCAAUAGCCACCAGUCUGGCCAAAUGUUCUGUACCAGUGAGAUGAAAUGCUCUUGGAGGGCUAAAGAGGAAGACAGAGACCUCAAACUACGGCAUGGAGACAUGUCACAGCCACUUUAAAUUGGUCACAUAAAGUGGUCGGAAAGUUUGUCCAACUCAGCCUGACAGACCUGGGCAGAAGUGGAGUGUUUGGGUGUCUGCUGGGUUGGACCCUGAAGGCAUUCCAGCUCAGCCCUCAGUGACAGGGAAGGGAAGCAUGUGGCCGGCUUAUGAGCAGUCUUUUAUUCCCAGUUCAUAUUCCCACCCUGGAAUUUCUCUUAAUAGAAUGAGAAAUUUUUAUACUUGGCACUUAUGGUGUCCAUUAGUGUUUUUACUGGAUUCAAAAAGACAAACGCAGGGCUGGGGAGAUGGCUCAGUAGAAUAAGCGCUUGGCCUGAGUUCAGUCCCUGGUUCUACCAAAAGAAAAGAAAAAGACAAAAGCACUAGGUACUUCUGGCCAGAACUCAGUCCCUAAAUGCCUCGGGCCGAGUGAGCAAGCUGAGUAAGCCAGCAGCCACCGUGCUGAUGUAUGUGACCAAAACCCGAGGCGUUGGGUUCCAUGUGGAUCCAUGUUCUUCAUUUAGUGGGUUUUAGCAGGGUGGGAAUAGGGAGGAGAGGAGUGGGAGAGAAGCCUCUGAACGAAUGAGCCAGCAGUAAAUUUCCAAAGAGCACCAUCUAGGUAGGAGUUCUGCAGUAUGGAGUGAGCACAUUCUUCCUGCUUAGGAUUUUGUACCACUGUGCCUGACUCCUAGGUGAGUUUGUAUUUUUAUAUAAAACUAGAAGAAAGUCACAAGGUUACUUUCUACAGUGUGCAGUUUCCAAGUGGGAUCUGAUGCUGUUGGAACUGAUCACUAGUAAGAGUUCCGUAUGGAGGGGCUGUUGUGAACGGUCCUGUGGUUCGUAUGGAGCAGCCUCUUGCUGUAGCUUGAAGGAAUGUGUCCUGAGAAAUUCCUGCCUGCUUUGGUCUGUGGGCAUCAGGACAAUGAUGAUGUCCUUUCACUCGUCCCUCCCCUCAGAAGGCCUCACCUUAGCUGGGGGGAGGACAGUCUAGACCUGCAGAGGAAAUGGAUGGUCCAUGAGGGGGCUUGGGGAGAGUUGUGCAGCCACGUAAUGACCCUGUGAGCUCAACAGGGAGGAGGAGCUGCGGCCGCGCAUGCCUGCAACCUGCCCCAGCGUAGGUGGUGGCCGUGUGCUAGUGCUUGUGGUGGGGUCUUUGCCCUUCCUGAGGGCUCCAGGGAGUCCGUGGCAGAUGGAACUUGUUUCUAAUGAGCUGAUUGAUAAUUAGAAAUUUAUAUUUCCAUGUAAUGAUGGCUCAGGGAGGGUAAAGGUCAUGAUUGGAGAUAAGAAUUUUUGGUGGAUGUGGAAAUUAUUUCACUGCUCUUAGCUUGCUUAAUCUGAAGCAGGUUGCAGUCCCUUGAACUAAAAUACCUAUUUACCCACAAUCCCUGAGCUUCGAUUUAUGUGGGUGGAACUGUGGUUUUGGCCUAUUAAGGUGUUUGUUUCUAUAGGAAAUACUUGUGCGUGGCACUAGGCUCAGUGAAUCAGCUUUCUGAGCUUCAGACUCCCCUGUCAUCUGUCCUACCAGGUUAUUCUCUAGCACGACGUUGUUUUCUACAGAAAACCUUUGUGGGUCUGCAAAUAAGAGAUUUUUCUCUUUUUGGGAAUGAAGAAUGUGGCCUGACGGAUGACUUCACAGGUAUCUUCAUGCCAGCUAAACUGGACAUUUUCUUCCUGUGUAUGUGCCUUCACUGUCUCUCCCUGCUCUCUUUCAUUCUUUUUCUUUUUGACGGAACCGGGGAUUGAACUCAGGCCCUUGCGCUUGCCAGGAAAGCACUUAUUCUACUGAGCCAUCUCCCCAGCUCCCUGCUCCCUUUAUUCCACACCACACCGCAGGUCCAGGGUUCUAUGCUUUCUGUCUUCAUGGACUCUCCCUCCCUGUUUUGACCCAUGUGGAGUAGUGAGGACAGGCUGACUUUCUCGCAUGAGCUCUGCUUGGUGUGAGCUCCUUGAUAGGAACUGUCGUGAGGGACUAGACAUGCAUGUGCUUACAGCCUGUGGGAGAGGAGGCCGAGGAAACUGAACGGGGAGGUACAGGGGUCAGGCCUAGGAGAGAGCGUUCCAGACACUUGGACGAAGCCCAGUGUGUCCGUGCUGAAGGUUCUAAUUGCAGUUGCCUUUAUACAGUGUCUGCUGCACUGUGAGUCAUUUUGGUCAUGUGCAAAGACUUAAAUCUGACGGGUCUGAGCAGCCGCGGCUCGCCUCAGCACGGCAUGUUGGGGAUACCUAAAUAAAACAGAUUAAUGGUAACACACUCAUUUCUGUAGCAGAAUCUUUUUUUUUUUUUUUUCCUGUUUUUGGUAGGAAAACUUGAAAUCUUUGUUUCCCUGUUUCAGAGGGUGGUUCACCAAAAGAGAGAGCGAGAGAGAGAAUGUGUGUGUGCGUGGUGUAUUUAUUACAUUAUUUUGAAAGAGAA
Molecule: messenger RNA, 3773 nt
Organism: Octodon degus (degu)
Lineage: Eukaryota; Metazoa; Chordata; Mammalia; Rodentia; Octodontidae
Gene: Eaf1
Product: ELL associated factor 1
Exons: 6
Coding region: 119-925 (268 amino acids)
Biological process (GO): regulation of transcription elongation by RNA polymerase II; positive regulation of DNA-templated transcription
Cellular component (GO): super elongation complex
Molecular function (GO): transcription elongation factor activity
Source: RefSeq, a predicted model, not a curated record